CUGGCGGCGCUGUGCGGGCUGAGCGCGGCGCUCCUUUCCGACGGCGCUGCCCGCGUGCGUAGGUCUGCGCCUUGCGCUUUAUUUUAGUGCUCUUGGCGCCGCUCGUCUCGGUCAGCCUGACUUCCGUGCAGGGUGGUGGAAAACUGAGAUUUGCAAAAUGAACAAAGAUGCCCAGAUGAGAGCCACCAUUAACCAGAAGCUGAUAGAAACAGGAGAGCGAGAGCGCCUUAAAGAUUUGCUGAGAGCCAAGUUAAUUGAAUGCGGCUGGAAGGAUCAGUUGAAGGCACAUUGCAAAGAUGUCAUUAAAGAAAAAGGAUUAGAGCAUGUUACUGUUGAUGAUUUGGUGGCAGAAAUCACUCCCAAAGGUAGAGCCUUAGUACCAGACAGUGUGAAGAAAGAACUCUUACAAAGAAUAAGAACGUUCCUCGCCCAACAUGCCAAUCUUUAACUUCGUUGUCUUGGAUACAGCAUUUCUGUUUCUGCAUUAUGUCAGUCGUGUCAGGAUUGGAAUGCAGUUUCCAUGCUUAAGGAUUAAAGUUGGUGGGGUUUUUUUUUUUGUUUUGUUUUGUUUUUGUUUUUUUGUUUUUUGUUUUUUUUUUUAAGAUGAGUUGAAAUUUUGUUGCACUGCAUCAAUUUCUUGGUGUUAUUUUAAUAAAAAAUUCUGUGGA
Molecule: messenger RNA, 668 nt
Organism: Lagopus leucura (white-tailed ptarmigan)
Lineage: Eukaryota; Metazoa; Chordata; Aves; Galliformes; Phasianidae
Gene: ENY2
Product: ENY2 transcription and export complex 2 subunit
Exons: 4
Coding region: 158-448 (96 amino acids)
Biological process (GO): regulation of transcription by RNA polymerase II; poly(A)+ mRNA export from nucleus; positive regulation of DNA-templated transcription
Cellular component (GO): SAGA complex; DUBm complex; nuclear pore
Molecular function (GO): transcription coactivator activity; chromatin binding
Source: RefSeq, a predicted model, not a curated record